Molecule: messenger RNA, 699 nt
Organism: Chenopodium quinoa (quinoa)
Lineage: Eukaryota; Viridiplantae; Streptophyta; Magnoliopsida; Caryophyllales; Amaranthaceae
Exons: 3
Coding region: 1-699 (232 amino acids)
Source: RefSeq, a predicted model, not a curated record
AUGACGGUUGAAAAACCUGUUACUGAACAAGAAAAGGCAAAAGCCUUAGUGUUACUAAGGCAUCAUCUACAUGAAGGCCUUAAAACUGAGUACAUGAUGGUUGAAGUCCCAAAGAAUUAUGGGAUUGCCUUAAUGAAAGAUUUGGACACCACAAAAGGGUUCUCCUUCCUAAGGCAUUAUUUGACUGGACAAAUUUACGUCACCGAUGAACAGAUGAUUGAAAAAACACUCACUACCUUUCAUGCAAGCAACAUACUGCAAGAACAAUAUCGUGAAAGAGGUUUUAAAAAGUUUAAUGAAUUAAUGAGUGUAUUGCUUGUUGCGGAACAAAAUAGUGAUCUUUUGUUGAAAAAUCAUAAUCUUAGACAACUUGGGUCUUUGGCCACUCAUCAUGAGGCAAAUGCAACAAGUUCUUAUCCACCCGAGACAAAUGCUACACGAAGAGGUGGACGUGGAAAUUACAAUGGCCGUGGAAGAGGCCGUGGAAAUUAUCGCGGACGAGGCCGAGGACGUGGUAGAAAUAAUUUUCAAAGAAACAACCUUUACCAGGCUUCCGUUAAAGGCAAGGAGAAAAAUGCAGAAGCAAAUUAUGUUAAUGAAGAAAAUGCUCCAUGUCCUACCCUUGAUGUGUCCGAUUUCUUCAUGGACAAUGCUGAAAUUCGGAAUGAUUUCGUCUUUGGAGAAAUUAACAAUGCUUAA